Drosophila teissieri is the source of this 4259-nucleotide messenger RNA. RefSeq lists its product as uncharacterized. Lineage: Eukaryota; Metazoa; Arthropoda; Insecta; Diptera; Drosophilidae. Bases 2111 to 3676 code for a protein of 521 amino acids. The transcript is spliced from 7 exons. Gene Ontology annotation, cellular component: neuron projection membrane. Gene Ontology annotation, biological process: synapse organization. The record is from RefSeq and is a predicted model, not a curated record.
UUGAAAAUAAUACUACCAUUAUUAAUUCAUUAACUUAGGACUUAAUGAAAGAAACCAAACUUUUCUAGGCAAUGAAUUUCCCAACUUUAAUAAAAUCCGUGGUGAAAGCUUUGGGACAAGAAAAGUUUCCCCAAUAAGGGGAGAUGUCCUGAGCAGUGGUGAGUAACAAAAAGGACUCAACAGAAAUCCCCUUCGAGUGACUCACUCACAGGAUUUGAGUGUGCAGACCAGCUUUCACUCAUGUGUGCUCGGCUUUUCAUUUGGACGCUUGGAAUGGAGUCCAAAGUUUUUGCCAACGACAGUUCAUUACGGUUUUCAAGGAUAAGCGAUACCUACGUGCUCGCCGGAUAGAGCGCAUGAAUAAAACGCACCAAAGUACAUCUGCGUAUUUCCUACCGUCUUUAUGAAAUAGUUCGAGUACAUUAUCUUUUUUUUUUUGUGGUGUGUACAAAUGUGUUAAUAAAAAAUCAGGCAAAAACUUGUAAACGCCUGGUUAAAGAAAUAUUUUUUUACAACAUUUUUUUUUUGUUGUUGCUAACUUAAUGCAAACGUGCCAGUGGAUUUUGUACAAAUGUGACUUGUGCCAACAGAGCAAGGGAUUUACUAAUCGCCGCAAUUCCGACCAGGUAUUUUGAAUGGUAGACAGGCCAACACAUCGCUGCACAUGGUAAGUGAAAGCAAAGAUAGAAAAAAGAGCUGUCAAACUGUAUAAAUAUUUAAGGAACCAAUUAAUUGCUGAACCUUAUCAAAAAUUCCAAUAAAAAGUUAAUCAAAUAAUAUAAAUAAUUUAAUGUAAUCUACAUUGUUGAGUUUCAACGAGUAUUCCAAGAACUGGACUAUUACGUUUACGUUCGUUAGAUUUUGAAAAUAAAAACAGCGCCAUGGGCCAAAAAGUUAAUCUUGUUGCCAGAAAUAUAUAUCAUUUUCGAUGGCUGUAUAGACGGGAAGCUUAAAUUCUGGUAGCGGAGACGAACUCGAAAUGAAAUAAGAAAUAAUGCCGCUGGCAAGUGUCCCAAAAUAUCAAAUUCCCUGCUACUCACUGUUCUGAUGCCAAAUAUAUAUUGCCCAUCGUUGGAAGCGAUUUUUAUAAUUGACAAAAUAUAAUAUUUACCGCAAAGUAAAUUCCAAUUUUCAACGCCUUAAUGUUAGCUUUUGGUUUAUAUUAUUCUGUGUUUAUGUUUUUAUUUCGCGACAAUAUUUAUUUGUUUAAAGACAUUGCAAUUGAAAGCGGGCAAUUUCCACAAGGCAAACACAUAUGUGGCUUUCAGAGCCAGCAGUUUUAAAAGCAUAAAAUUAUUCAUACUUCAUACUACUAAAUCCGGGUCAUGUCGCACGGGGCAUUUUUUCGUUAUUGUAUUUGUUUUGUUUUGCAUGCCUUGAGCCAAGAAUUAAUAGUUCUCCUCCCAUUAUUUGAAUAGUUGAGUCCCAUGGGCCUAGAGAUGCUGAUCAAAACCAUUGUUCGAGGGCCUUUAACGUCUCCCUCACAACCUUCUAAGCCAAACCUAUAGCCUGCCAUUAAACUGGGUCACACAAAUUCACAAUAUCUUACUCGGGUUUAAUAAAGCUUUAAGAUGUUUGGUCAGGUUAUUGGGUUUAAAAGUGCUUUUUUGUUAUCCAUCGGCCACUUGGAAAAACCAACAAGAAAAGAAAUAAAAUUGUAGUAACAUAAUAAAUUUGAGGGCAGAUUUUUGUAGAUAUAAAUGUAUCAAGUUAUGUGCGCUGGAGCUUAGGCAUUAGGUCACUUUUUCCAAACUUCCAAAUUACUGACAUAAAACAGCACAGACAAAUUAAAGUUUAUCGUAAUAUGUCUGCAUUUGUCAUAAUAAUUGUAGGAGUAAGGACAAAGAAAUGAUUUUCUCAACAAUUAAUUCAAUUAUUCAUGAUAUGCUUUAAUUUACAUGUGGGUAGAAUAUCUUAAGCAAAUGAUUUCCCAUGAAUACUUUACAACGUUCUCUUGCAGUAAUUUAAAUGGUAAAGAAAAGAGGGAAAUUGUCGCCCAGCGAUCGACAAGAUUCGGUGCCAGAAAGCAGCUGAGUUUUCUCGGAACUAAGAUGAAGGUUACUGAUUUCUCUCGAGCACAAUCCGUAAGUCACGUCGCCCCGUGCAAAGGAUGAGGCUUCCAAAAGGAUAUAGGACACUAUCACCAGCAUCGAACGCUGCCCAGACGCUGCCACUCUCCUACAAUUCACAAACCAGUCCCAGUCUGAGCCUUCUUCGACUGCUCACAAUUGUCUUGGUGAUUGGAUCGCAAGUUCAUGUUCUAUACACGGCAUCCGUCGAAACAAAACCCCCCUCCGCAAGUGAACAAUCCAGAAACGGCGAGAAUCGUACAUUACUUUUUGAUGACUAUAAUAAAACUAAAUCGACAUUAUCAACUGCUGAUUACCUGUCAGCCACAAGGGCAACCCUAUACGCGUUUUCAUCGCAGUACCAGGACGAGGACCAUUCCCAAAUGCCAGUCGAGGCGUCUAACACUCCGCACAGUCCCAUUCCCACGAAAAUGAGCCGGGAUAAAAUUCCAAUGGAGACACCGGGCAGCAUGGAGUUAAGCAGCAAUAGCCUUCCAAUCAAAAAUUUGGGGACAACUGAUCAGCUAACGACUGCGACCAUGCCCACCACAGCAUUUGCAUCCCUGAAAGUCGACAGGAGUACCAUGAAACAGCCAAUCGAUUCCACGCGCACCAGAAAUCAUUGGACAGCAAGUGGAUUCGCACGUGUCACAGAACGACCACGUAGCAAGCACCACCACGAGCACCACUGGGGACCCUUUUUUGAGGAGCCCAUCAACUCGGCAACCUCGGGUGACAACCUCGUUUCCGCCGUACAUUUGUUUACGGAAGCGGUGCUCAAUUGCCGUGUCGGUAUGCUUAAGGACAAAACUGUCAUGUGGGUCCGGCGAACGGCAGAGAAGGUAUCGCUCCUGACCGUUGGCAACGUGACUUACAGUGGAGACCCGAGGAUUCGGGUGAAGUUCCAGUACCCGAACAAUUGGCGGUUACUUAUCAAUCCCACGCAGACUGAAGAUGCCGGAGUUUACAUGUGCCAGGUUUCCACCCAUCCUCCCCGGGUAUUCACUACAAAUCUCACUAUCUUGGAACCCCCCCUAAGGAUAAUCGAUGAGCACGAGAGGGACGUGGGGGAUCGUUAUUAUAAGUCAGGAAGCACCGUCGAUCUACAAUGCCAAAUAUCGCGUAGCUUUUUCCAAAAAGAACGUCAAACCAUUCUAAAAUCAACUGAAUCUGCAAACGAUGCUGUACAAAAACUAAUCAAUGAGACGACUAGUGAGCUUAAUUUAAUUGGCAACACAAAUCAGACGCAGCACAAAUUCUCUGGCCAGGAUCUGGAGAAAUACUUCACCAAGUUUAUAACCUGGGCAAAGGACGAAGAACCGCUCCAAGGAAUGACCAAUAGGCGCUUAAGCGUUUCCGAUGUGUGGCUAACCAGUCGUAUCUCCAUUGGGGAUGCCAAACUAUCAGAUAGUGGCAACUAUUCCUGUUCUCUUGGCAGACUGUUUACCGUGAUUGUCCAAGUUCAAGUUCUCACAGGUGAACUACCCGCAGCAGUCCAGCAUAAUAUAGCAUCAAGAACCGAAAUCUAUUCCCUUGCGAUGUUGGGACAACUCCUAGUACUCAUUUUCCUCUUCACUUGCCUGAAAACUGAGAGUCGACAUUUCUGAGGCUUUCAUCUGAGAAGGGACUGCGAAAAACACAUAGCCAUUCGAUUUUCACAAACAAUUAACCAAUAAUAUUAGGUAUAAACGAGAUUGGCUGGUUCUAAACAAUGGUUUUAGGUUUAAAAUUGAGAAUCAGAAGGUGAUUUCCUUAAAUAUUUUUGUUAUAGUGCCUACGGUGGAAAAGACUUUAAAUUUGUUUGGACAAAUGUUCUUAAAAAUUUGUUUAGAAUUGAAUUAAUAAGGCCAAAAGACGACACAAUAACAUUCCACAUUCCUAAGAACCAAAACCCAACGGUUUAAAAAAAAAGAAGUUCGUCGAACUUUUAUUCUAGUUAAUUUAGUAAUGAUGUUAAAAUCUCGCACACAUGUUAUGAUGCCUCUUAAAGAGUUAGGAAACUGGCGAGGAUAGCAAAAUGUUUAGUUUUACUUUUAUGUGACGAUUAAAAAUUGAUCGAAGUUAUUAUGUGCAUAAAUUAAGUUUCAACAACUAAGCAGGCAAAUCAAAUGUAUCAUACGUUAUUAUUAUGUUAUACCACUUAUUCACAGGAUAACAAGUAUUUUCAAGAAAACAACGAUCUAAUUAAAA